AUGGCCGACACAGAAGAGCCCCAGUUCAACACCUUGGCUGAGCGUAUUGCUGCCCUCAACAAGAAGAAGAGCUUCGCCAAUGUUCAAAGCCCGAACCCGAGCCCAAGUCCUGGACCUGGACCAGUUCGCAAGCGACCGCCGCCGCCGCCUCCUCCCGUUCGUCCAGCUAUCGAAGGCAGGAGUCAAACAGUACCGAUUAUAUCAGCAACCCCAAGCCCUUCGCAGAAUAACCCAACGAUUCCUCCUCGCCCACUGAGAAAAGCGUCAACACCACAACUGUCAGCGCAAAACGGUCAAGAUGUCGUUCAACGACGAACCCCGCCUCCACUCCCCAGCCGCACUUCGACCACGCAGUCUGCACCGACUUUGCCGCCGAGACGCCCCUCAACUCAAUCCAGUCUGAUGGUGAGGAGAAACUCUGGUUCUUCAGAGAGAUCGCAGAAUUCCGCAAUCUCUACUUUAUCUGCAGGUAGGCCCCCUUCAUCAGUGACAAGUGUCAACUCUGAUGGGGCCGUUUAUAAAGUGCCACCGGCCUAUGAUCCUGCGAACCUCCCAAAACUACCCCCUUCGCGAAGAGAGAAAGAAGCCUCGGCCAAGGAGGUGGUGAAACCCAAACGUGCUCCUCCAUCGCCACAGCCUCCACGAGCCAUUGAGCCUCCACGAGCCAUUGAGCCUCCACGAGCCAUUGAGCCUCCACGAGCCAUUGCGCCUCCACGAGCCAUUGCGCCUGCACCUCCGGUUAGACCUGAUCUUCCCCCAAGGUUACCCGCCCGCCCAGCGAAACCACAAGCAGACACCACGCCCGAACCGCAGACAGUAUCUCAGCCAAGGAAGAUACCGCCCAGACCAUCAGAAAAUGGCAAAUCGAAAAGGCCGGUUAUUCUUGGGUUUUCAAACAAGGACAAGGCCCAAGAUGCCCAACCAGCACUACCUGCACGACCCCCAAUCCCUGGCCAGCCACAACCAGCAGAUGUGCCACCACCGGUACCGCUUGCUUCUCGUCCUUCGAUGGCUCAAAUUGAAGCAUAUGAAACACAAGCUUUAACUGCACCUGAACCUGUAUACGGGUGUCUCAUAUGUCGUGAUUGGAGCGCCCCUGAUGCCGUUGCUGCGCAAUACCCUCGAGACUCCGUGCCAAGGAACGACCCAGUCGGUUACUUGGCACAGGUGCUCUGUGGCCCUUUCCCUUCUUAUACGGAUAAGGCACGGGCGAUAUUCACUUGGUUCCAUUACAACAUUAACUAUGAUGUUGCCGCAUUCUUUGGUAACAAUGUCAGGCAUAUGACCGCAGAAGAUACUAUCUUUACUGGCAGAGCUGUUUGCGCAGGAUAUGCAGAAACAUACAAAGCGAUCGCCAACAGAGCUGGUCUUGAGUGUGUGGUUGUUACUGGCCACGGAAAGGGAUUUGGAUACACUCCGCUCAAGAAGGGUGAACGUCCGCCACCAGCCAAGCCAACUGGGCAUGCCUGGAACGCGGUGCGCAUCGAUGGCGGCGAUUGGAAGUUGUUAGAUGCCUGCUGGGGAGCUGGUCAUCUUGAUGGACAAAGUUACGUGGCAAAGUUCUCACCUCUGCAGUUCACAAAUGCCAACGAGCAUUUUGGACUCAGGCAUUUCCCAGCAGACUCACGACAUCAGUUCCGAGCCAAUGGGCAGCCUGUUACGUGGGAAAAUUACUACACCGGAGGCAUUGAAGGCGAGCCUCAUGGGAUGUGUGGGACUACGGCUGAAGAGGGCAUUUCAGAGCCCAGUAUCGAGCCGAAGCAGCGUCACAUCUCCAUUGACAGCGGAGAGAUAGUGCGCUUUCAAUACUCCAAGAUCUGCGAGCACUGGACGAAGGAUAAAUGCGGUGGAAAAGAAGGGUUGGUGCUCCUCAGCCUUCCUCGGGGCGAAGGUCAGAGAGACGAGAUGAUACCCAUGGAGACAAAUGGGUUCUGGUACUGGCUUGACGUGAAUGCGUGGGAUUUGGGUCCUCGGGGCCAAUCAGUACGUUUACUCGUUUUGACCAAGUUCGGCGACCGCGAGGAUGCAAGAGGAGUCACAGGCGAAGAAUUCCUCGCCAAGGUCGGUAGAUAUGCCAUGGGAUGGUCCUACUUGGUGACUUGGGACUUGGUCUGA
Fusarium coffeatum is the source of this 2115-nucleotide messenger RNA. RefSeq lists its product as uncharacterized. NCBI's taxonomy places the organism in Eukaryota, Fungi, Ascomycota, Sordariomycetes, Hypocreales, Nectriaceae. The record is from RefSeq and is a predicted model, not a curated record. The transcript has a single exon. The coding region runs from base 1 to 2115 and encodes 704 amino acids.